AGCUGCAGUGUCACAUAGGUGGCUCAUUCAUCUUGUGGUCAGUCAGGACCCCCAAGUCUCUUUCGGUCAUGGUGCUAGCGAGGUGUGGUGUUUAGCACUGAACAGAAUAUGUGGUGACUUGCUGAAAUUGCACCUUCACAUUUUCAUAGAAACUGAAAAAUGGCAGUUUUCACAAUUACCACGAAAAAUGGUGUUUGCUGCUAUUUCCCACAGAAUUGCUAACCCCCCCCCCCAAAACCUAAAAAUAAAAUGCUGGUUCCCUAGUGGGAGCCAGUGUUUCUCACCAGCUGCUGCUGCCUGGCCCAAAAACCUGCUGGAGUUGGGGAAGGUACUAUCUAGAGUGGGGAUGAAGGGAAGCAGACAAGACAGUGGCUACCCCCUCAUCCCUCUUUCCCCGGUGGGGCUUCUUUGCCAGUCAGUGGUGAGGGGCAAGGCUGCAUGAAGAGCAGCCCUCUCUGCCAAUCAUCAAGGGGCAAGGCAAGUGACGGCGCCUCUGGGACCUGUCAGUCAGUCAGCAUCGAGGGGUGCAUGACAACAUAAAAUACCCAUAUACUGUUUCGAGUGAUUACUUUUGGCUUGAAUGCAUUUACUCUCCGUUACUUAUCAAAAGAAAUUAUUGGCCUAGUGAAUGCUAACACUGCUUUAUUCUACAACUGUUUUCUUAGCGAGAGAGGCAUUUCGCAGAGCUUGCCUAAGUGGAAGUACAAGGAGAAAUUGGACUAAAACUAUUAAUCUGCUGUGGCUAACAGUUCCUUUGGGGGUGUUUUGGUCUCUCUUCCUGGGCUGGGUCUGGCUGCAGUUGCUUGAAGUACCCGAUCCAGAUGUAGUUCCUCACUAUGAAUUUGGAGUAAUUGCGUUUGGUCUCUCUGCAGUUGUUGAGCUCCUAGGAGAACCAUUUUGGGUUUUAGCACAAGCACAUUUGUUUGUAAGGCUUAAGGUAAUUGCUGAAAGUCUUUCCAUAUUCUCCAAAUGCCUUCUGACAGUCAUUUUAGUAGCUCUCCUUCCUCACUGGGGACUUUACAUUUUUUCUUUGGCUCAGCUUUUAUACACCAGUGUUCUAGUGCUGUGUUAUGUAAUUUAUUUCAUGAAGUUUUUGGGUUCUCCUGAAGCAACUAAGAAGUCAUUUCCAGUUUCUAGAAUGACAGCUUUGUUACCCAGUUUGGAUGGAGAUUGGACCUUUGUUAACUGGAAUGAAGCUAAGUUGACUUGGAGCUUUUUUAAACAAUCCUUCUUGAAGCAGAUUUUAACAGAGGGUGAACGAUAUGUGAUGACUUUUUUGAAUGUGUUAAAUUUUGGGGACCAAGGCAUAUAUGACAUAGUGAAUAACCUUGGUUCACUGGUGGCCAGAUUUGUCUUUUUGCCAAUAGAGGAGAGUUUUUAUGUUUUCUUUGCUAAGAUCCUGGAGAGAGGGAAAGAUAUAAAGCUACAGAAACAGGAUGAUAUCGGUAUGGCUGCAACUGUAUUAGAAUCCCUGCUGAAGCUUGUACUACUAAUUGGCUUGACCAUUACAGUUUUUGGCUAUGCCUAUUCGCAUUUGGCUCUGGACGUUUAUGGUGGUCCAAUGCUCAGUUCAGGAACAGGUCCAAGUCUCCUGCGCUGUUACUCUUUAUAUGUUCUACUUCUUGCUGUCAAUGGAGUAACAGAAUGUUUUACAUUUGCUGCUAUGUGCAAAGAGGAAGUAGACAGGUUCAACUUUGUUAUGCUGGCCUUGUCCUUCAUGUUCUUGUGCAUUUCUUAUUUCUUGACCCAUUGGAAAGGCAGUGUAGGUUUUAUCUUUGCAAACUGCUUCAACAUGGGUAUUCGAAUAGCACACAGUGUUCACUAUAUCUAUAAUUAUUUCAAGGAAAGCACUUACAGACCGUUGAUGGGCUUGCUCUUCUCCCCUUUGCUGAUUUUUGUUUACAUUCUCAGUGGAAUAAUUACUAGUUUUUCAGAGGUAUUUUUGUGCUGCGAUGAAGGCUGGCUGGCAAGGCUGAUUCACAUUACAGUGGGGAGUCUGUGUCUCACAGCAACUCUUAUCACUGUAUUCUUCACAGAGACCAAGCUGAUCUACUUUGUUAGAAUCCAGUUGCUUUCACAAUACCAUGGAAAAGAAAACUAAAAUGAUCAUGUACAGGACACUUCUUAUGCACAUACCUGUAUGUGUUUGCAUUGGAGGUAUAUUUUUAUACAAAAUUGCAUAGGGGGAAAAGUUGAAUGAUACAUGGCUACCUUUCUUAAAAUCUAGUAGACUGGAAUAUUCCUGCAGUGCAAAUGAAAUGGCAAUAUUUGCACUGAGGUAUUGUUUCCCUUUCCAAAUAAUUUGAAGCCAUUAAUGUCUUUAAAUAUGCAAACUACAUUAAAGAACAGCUGGCUUGUUCUCUUUCAUUGUGUCAUUCUUCCUGAAGUUUUUUCUUCAAAACAGUAUAGCCUGUUUUUAUUGUUAAAUAAAGAAUGGACCAAGACGUACUCAGAUGCAAUACUUUUUUAUGUAAAACUUUGUUACUUCAAAUAUAUGAAGGGUUGCCCUAUAGAAGAGGGAGAACACCUUGUCUCUUUUGCAGCAGAGAGUAGGAUGCAGACCAGUGGUUUGAAGUUGCAGCAAAGUAGGUUUAGAUUGGAUAUCAGAAAAACUUACUCAUUUUUAGGGCAGUGAGGCACUGGAAUGAACUGCUGAGGGAAGAUGUGUGGAAUCCCUAGCACUGGAGAUGUUCAAGAAGAGAUUGGAUAAACAUUGGUCAAGGAUGAUUCGGAGUAGCUAGACCUAUACUCUGCUAUAGGUAUUUCCCAUGCUUCUGGCAUUUGCUGGUUGCCAUGUAGGUCUGGGACGGAAUAUUUUUUCCUUUCCUGUUGCUAUAGGUGUCUGGGUUUUUUUUUGCCACCUUUGUAAGGAUUUGGAGUUGGCUGCAGCCAAGGCUAGGGAUUUGGACUGGCGUUUGCCAGUGCUCCUCCUGAAGGUUCCUAGCUAGAGGGUCUUGUCCCUCUGCUCUGGGCAUGACUGACCAUCACAUUUGGGGUUAGAAAGAAAUUUUAUCCCAUGAUUGGAUUAGUAUGGACCGUGGGGUUUUUUGACUGCCAUGUAGCCGGCAACAUGGCCCUCUUCCUUGGAUCUCUUGGGCAUAUUUUAACAACUCUUGCAGCAGUAGGGCACUGCCAUGGUCCUCCUGCUUACCUUUGGCAAGUUAGGCUGCUAUGCCUAGUGAUUAUGUAAAAGGGUUGACAAUAUUUUCAGUAAUCGGUUAGACAAGGAUUUGUAUAGGAUGGUUUGAAUAAGAAUGAUCCUGCUUCAGGCAGGGGAUUACAGUAGAUGACUCUAGAGGCACCUUCCAGUCCUACUUUUCUAUAAUUUUGUGCAGCUUCAUAUGAUGAGAGGGUUGAGACUCAACCAUUUUUACAUUUUGGGUGCUAAAAUAGAUGAAUGUCUUUUCAAAGCCAGGUUACUUAAACUGGUAAAAGGGAAAAAAAAAAAAAAAAAAAAAAAAAGCCAGCUAUAUUAAUAAAGAACAACUUUGGACAUUGAGUGUUAUCUGAUCAUGACUUCACAGAAAUUAAAUAACCAUUAAACACUGGCAAGAGCUUGGUAGGUUUCUGUUCAUUUAUAAGCAAAUGAAAGAAGCGUACAAACUUAACAUGUAUCCAUGUGAACUAGGCACGAUUGUGCCAUUUUACUUACUAUCUGUAUAGCAAAAUAAUAAUGGAAUAUCAAAAACAAACGAGUAUUAAGUAAAUGUUAGCAUAUCGUGUUUUGGAAGGAAGUUCUUUAAAACAUAAACCACCUAUAUUUUCACUUAUGGAUAGAAAUAAAAAUUGAGCU
This is a messenger RNA of Alligator sinensis (Chinese alligator), 3793 nucleotides long. RefSeq names its product RFT1 homolog (gene RFT1). Gene Ontology annotation, biological process: dolichol-linked oligosaccharide biosynthetic process; glycolipid translocation. The record is from RefSeq and is a predicted model, not a curated record. Lineage: Eukaryota; Metazoa; Chordata; Crocodylia; Alligatoridae. Bases 629 to 2101 code for a protein of 490 amino acids. The transcript has 13 exons. Gene Ontology annotation, cellular component: endoplasmic reticulum membrane.